Molecule: messenger RNA, 2319 nt
Organism: Penaeus chinensis
Lineage: Eukaryota; Metazoa; Arthropoda; Malacostraca; Decapoda; Penaeidae
Product: Kv channel-interacting protein 1-like
Exons: 11
Coding region: 418-1821 (467 amino acids)
Molecular function (GO): calcium ion binding
Source: RefSeq, a predicted model, not a curated record
GCCACGCGGUGUAAAGGUCGCAGUGCCACCGAGCAAGGCGCCCGGGCUGCCUAAGAGCAAAAAAAAGAGAGUAUACCGAUAAAAAAGGGAAUUACACGAGGAUAUAAGAAAAUAUGAAUUUAUAAGGAAUAAUAACAAUAAAAAGGUAAACAGAAAUAUAAUCGACAUUCGUUUAGCGACAAGCAAUCAAAACGACAAUAACAAUAAAAAAAGAUAAAGAAGUAAGCAGGAAGAAGGAAUUUAAAUAAAAAGGGGAAAAAAAUAAUCAUAAGAAGAAGAGGUACCGACAGAAAAAGAAUAAUAAUAGUACGAAGGAAAAGAAAGACAAACAAUAAUAAAACGAAGGAAGAAGAAGAAAAUAAUAAGACGAAGGGAGAAGAGAACACGCAUACGUGGAGCAAGAAGGAGCGAGGGCGGAUGGCGUGGGCGGGGCGGGGCGCCGAGGGCAGCGGCGGCCGCGGAGGAGGGCUCGGGAGAGGAAUGGGAGGAAGGUCAGGAGGCGGCUCCUCCUCGAGGAGCAGCCGCUACAGCCGCCACGCCCUCGUCUCCUACUCGACGGAGAGCUCGGAGCCCUCGACGCCCACUCAGAAGGUCGUUAACUUCAUGAACGUCUCGAGCGACAGUUCGGACCAGUCGCCUCCGCCCGCCCACAAGGUCGUCAGCUUCAUGCAGGGCCUGACGGAGAGGCGCCCUUCCUCCUCCUACGGCCGGAGGGAGUCCCUGGCGCAGGCCCUCGAGAACUCCAUCAUGAGGCACCGGGGCCAGUACGGCAGGAGGGCCUCCGUCAGGUCCGAGUCCUCCUUCUUCGCCACCUGCAGCAGGUGCUUCCCGUGCACCAUCGCGUCGGGCUACAGUGGCAUCCCCUUACUGGUGCGGCAUCGCGGCGGCAGCAACAAUGGCGGCGGGCAGGGGCUGGCAGCCGCCCGAGGUCGGCGAGGCAGCACGGUGGGCGGCCCUCGGAGACAGCUCUCGCGGAGGGUGUCCAGGAGGGACUCCAGGAGAGGCUCCAAAGGGCGCCGCAGGAGCUCCGUCCACCCGCCGGUGCAUAUGCCCAUCAAAGAUGCAACAGAGAGCGAAGAAGAAAAGGAAGAAAAGGGAAAGAAUCCUAUUCGAAGAUUUUCCAAGAUGAUAUCCAACGUCGGACCUGCGUUAGUAAGAAGAGUUUCCAAACUAAGGAGGAAAAGCAUGGCACUGGUUGAAGGAGAUCAAGAAUUCGAGGACUUCGAACUUGCUCCUUUGCGGUACAGACCGGAGGGCCUCGAUCAGCUGUGCGAGGCCACGAGGUUCACCAAAGAAGAAUUGCAGUUUAUGUACCGGGGCUUCAAGCAGGAGUGCCCGACGGGGGUCAUAUCCGAGGAAACGUUUAAGGAAAUCUACGGCAAAUUCUUUCCUUUGGGAGGUCAGCCAGAUGAUGGGUCAGGAAGAAACUCCGCCAUGUACGCUCACUAUGUAUUUGGCACGAUGGACCAGGACGGGUCAGGCACCAUCACCUUCGGAGACUUUAUCAUGGGCCUCUCCGUGCUGCUGAAGGGGACGCUGCAGGAAAGAGUCAACUGGAUCUUCAACCUGUAUGACAUCAACAACGAUGGCUACAUCACACGGGAGGAGCUGAUUGACAUCGUGACAUCCAUCUAUGACCUCAUGGGCGACCAGGCCAAUCCCUGCGUGGAUGACAGCACAGCCGUCGAUCACGUCGAUAAGGUCUUCCAGAAACUCGACUUGAAUAAAGAUGGUGUUGUAACUAUGGACGAGUUUAUGGAAUAUUGUUCAAAGAACGAGAAUGUAAUUCAAUCCCUUAACAUAUUUGACGAGAUCCAUUAGCAGAAGGGACAAGACCUCAUUUUGGGCCACGUUGUUUGUCUGUUUUUAUCUUUUAUUUCUUAAUCUACUCGACAUCCUUCUCAUCGAAGUAAGGAUAUCGAAGAGUUCGGCGAUUCACGAUGAUGAACAAAACUCGUCGACUAUCUCUCCUCUGUCGAUGAUCGAUUGCGUCGGUCGAGCCUCGUCGACGCCGUUAAAGGGUCGAGGGCUCUUUUUUGGAAGCCGAAUCGACGAUCAUGUGACACGUGGAUGGCCCUUCGAGGCGAGGAGAAUGAUGCUGGGACGGAGAUGGAGUAGAACGGAGGCUGGGGAUGGGUGUUCUCAAGAGGGGAAUUUAGAGAAGGCGGGAAAUUCAAAUGUUGGUUCUUUGCUCACUCGUCUACGUCCCCGACUUUCCUCCUCCACCUCCCCGCCCAAUGCCCACCGUAGCUGCCAAGGCUGCGAUAUUCUGGAGAAUACGUUUUCCUUGAUCUUCUUCACUUCCUCUUUCUCUCUUUG